Prunus armeniaca (apricot) is the source of this 534-nucleotide messenger RNA. The record is from the annotation of a GenBank genome assembly. NCBI's taxonomy places the organism in Eukaryota, Viridiplantae, Streptophyta, Magnoliopsida, Rosales, Rosaceae.
AUGAAUUCGAAACAUUACACUACAGUCGGAGGAAAGAGAAGGAAGCAUCUCCAUCUGGAUGUGCCUCAAGCCUUCAUCCCGGAAUUAGCUUGGUUUAAAGUGAUGUUAUACGUGGCAACCCAAUCCUCGGAAGAUCUCUUUCGUAUGGCAUCUGUGUGCCCAUUGUUCAAUACGUUGGCAAACACUCCACAAGUGUGGAACACAAUUUCAAUGGAAAAGUACCAAGACCAUCCUAACUGGUACUAUGCCUCAACGCAGGUCCGGCAUUUCGUGGACCAAUGCAGGGCUUGCGAGAACCCUGAGGCGAUAUUUAGAGAAGCGUUCGACGUGUUUUUCAGGCAGGGUAAUGUGGAAGCAUUUUUUGGGAUGCGCGUUGCAGCCACGGCAGGCCAUAUGGAAGCGUCAUAUCUAGUUGGACUACUUGGCAUGUCCGGAAUUGGUCAGUCAAAAGAGGAUGCAUUAGAAUUCUUGUGUUCUUUGAAUCAACGUAACAACAUUGAUAUGAAAGGAACCAGGGAUGCUUUGAGACGAUGA